Messenger RNA from Trypanosoma theileri, 426 nucleotides. RefSeq lists its product as uncharacterized. Gene Ontology annotation, biological process: protein folding. The record is from RefSeq and is a predicted model, not a curated record. Bases 1 to 426 code for a protein of 141 amino acids. Lineage: Eukaryota; Euglenozoa; Kinetoplastea; Trypanosomatida; Trypanosomatidae. Gene Ontology annotation, cellular component: prefoldin complex; cytoplasm. Gene Ontology annotation, molecular function: protein folding chaperone. The transcript has a single exon.
AUGUCCGCUUUGGUAGAAGCCGAACGUAUGGAGCGCGAAAAGGCACUCGUGGAGGCACAGCAGCGUGUCGACAUGCUGCGGGAGACCGUGCGGGUGAUGGCAAACCGCCAGAUGGUACUUAUGGGAACCAAGCGGCGGCUUGAGAUCUCCACACGGGAGCUGACAAAGCUGAAGCCCGAUCACUCCGUGUAUGAAAGCAUCGGCCGCGUCUUUCUGCGCACCCCAGUGAAUACGCUCAUAGCGAAGCAGACAGAGCAGGCGGAGAAGUGCGAGGCGGAGGAGAAGCGACUCUCCGGCGAGAAGCAACGCAUCGCGGAACAAUUGCAGAAGGAUGAGGUUCAGCUGCGUGAGGCGGCACAAGUCUAUAUGGCGGAAAUGAAUGCAAGGAGACAGCAGCAGCAGCAACAACAACAACAGCAGCGUUAA